This is a messenger RNA of Mycena indigotica, 1767 nucleotides long. RefSeq names its product tRNA-guanine transglycosylase. Gene Ontology annotation, molecular function: pentosyltransferase activity. The record is from RefSeq and is a predicted model, not a curated record. The transcript is spliced from 6 exons. The coding region runs from base 1 to 1767 and encodes 588 amino acids. NCBI's taxonomy places the organism in Eukaryota, Fungi, Basidiomycota, Agaricomycetes, Agaricales, Mycenaceae.
AUGUUAGUACUUCGCACCGCGACGCGGCUGGUUGGCCGUCGUCAACCCCUUCUCAUUGCUAGCCGAUCUGCGUCUUCGUCGACUGCAGACCAUCAUCAAACGGAGGACGACUUUGCGUACCCAAAAGAGGGUUUCGGAGCUCCCAUUUGGCGCAAAACGGCGGGAUUUGCCAUUCUUGGAGUCCUCUUCUACGAAUAUCUCGGUACACCCGGCGACAAUGAUGUAGCCUGGCUUCCAGCCGCAGGAACCGAAGAAUUUGCAGACGAGGCUGCCCUCAUUCGUGCUACUCGCGAAACAGCACUCCUCCAAGAGAGACAACUUGUACGUUCGGCCACCCGUCCACCUUUAUAUCGUUCGCGAAAUCCAGAGCAGUUCAACCACGUUUCUCCGUAUAAAAAUAUGGUUGGGAUGAGCGUGAAAUUCCAAGCCCAAACCACCGCCUUUCGACCGCGUUCUGGUUCAUUGUUACUCAAUCGUCCAACUAGUGCCAUCGAAAUUGCGACGCCCGCCUUACUCGUCACGACCUCUCGAGGAGUAGUCCCACAUCUAACUCAAGCCCACGCAUCGACCCUCCCCUGCCUUCAAGUGCCGUUUGAAACCUUUCUUGAGCAUUCGCCGCCAGUUCCCACCCUCCACCCUGGCUCUCAUCCACUUCACUCCUUCCUCGGGUUUAAUCCUGAAAAUCAGCUGCUCAUCCUGACUCUCCGCGACCCACAUGAUGUUCGAGAGACACCUGCCAAUACAAACAACUAUGUUUCCGCGGUGACUGGACGUGGAAUACGAAGGAUAUUGUCGUUGCGCUGCCAGAUAUACCAUUCACUCCUCCCCCCGUUCUCACAGAAAAGAGUAGAGCGGUCGGUUUCUCGUUCUGCAAGCUGGGUCUCACAAAUCCUUGGCCCCAAUCGGAAUGUUCUCGUCCACAUGGCUGGCGGUGUUAGUAUAGCGGCACGCAAGGCAUUUUCCUCCAACUUGAUAGAAAAGCUUCACGGCCGUGAAGCAGAAGCAAUCAGCCCACACAAAUCGCUCGACGAUGGCCUGGUUGGUUACGUUUUUGACCUUGCUCCCCUUCGUAUGGAAAUGGAUGCAGUAUCGACUGGAGAUGCGCCAGAUUUAACCACACUCCUACGAGCCUCUCUCGACUCCAUGCCUUCUUCGAAACUCCGGGUCAUUAACUCUGUCUCGUCACCACAUGAAAUUCUCCGCCUUAUCCGUGAUGUGGGCGUAGACAUAUUCGAUUCAAAGUGGGCUCAAGACAAUGCGGCGUUUGGAGUUGCGUUGGAUUUUGUUUUCCCUGCUCCAGCCUUCCAGACACGCCAGAAUCUCGGUCACAACUUGUAUCGAACUGACUUUGCUCAAGAUUUCUCCUCCUUGUCGUCAUCCUACAGCCCUUGUCCAUGUCCUGCUUGUCGACCAGUUGCUACCUCUCAAUCAGCAAUCAUCUCGCACAGCACUAUGGACCAGUUCAGGACAGAUGGGACUCCCCAACCCGCAUCACGCGCAUAUAUCCACCACUUGUGUCUCACUCAUGAAAUGUCUGCCCACUCUCUUCUUGUUUUACACAACCUUGCCGUCAUGCAGGCAUUUUUAGCUUCCGUCCGAACCCUGCUUGAGCAUAGUGAUAACUUUGGUCGUCUUGUGGAUGAUUUUCACAAUGCAUACCACGAAGGCCACGAACAGAUUUCCGAGGCGCGCACAAUGUGGAAAGAAGUUGAUCUCGCUCGGGGCAAAGGACGUUUGGCAAGGGAGCAGGAUCAAGGUGACAUUUAG